Pseudozyma flocculosa PF-1 is the source of this 774-nucleotide messenger RNA. RefSeq lists its product as uncharacterized. The transcript is spliced from 4 exons. Gene Ontology annotation, molecular function: 6-phosphogluconolactonase activity. The coding region runs from base 1 to 774 and encodes 257 amino acids. NCBI's taxonomy places the organism in Eukaryota, Fungi, Basidiomycota, Ustilaginomycetes, Ustilaginales, Ustilaginaceae. The record is from RefSeq and is a predicted model, not a curated record. Gene Ontology annotation, biological process: pentose-phosphate shunt; carbohydrate metabolic process.
AUGGGCGGGCGCGAUGGGCAGUGCUUCGACAGCAGCGACGACCUCAGCAAGAAGCUCGCCGACUUUGUCAUCAAGGCCCAGAACGAUGCCAUCGAGAGGCGAAACAAGUUCACCCUCGCCACGUCGGGCGGCUCGCUGCCAAAGAUGCUCGCAAAAUACCUCGUCGGCCGCACCGACAAUGCGCUCCGAUGGGACAAGUGGGAAAUCUUCUUUGCCGACGAGCGCCUCGUCCCGCUGGACCACGAGGACUCCAACUACCAGCUGUGCCACCAGGAGUUCUUCAGCAAGGUGCCGGAGCUGAAGCGAUCGCAGAUCCACACGAUUGACGAGUCGCUCCUCGACGAUGCCGAGGAGCUGUCGGACGCCUACGAAAAGCAGCUGGUGCAGGCCUUUGCGGGCAAGGAGGCGGUGCGCAACCCCGUCUUUGACCUCAUCCUCCUCGGCAUGGGCCCCGACGGACACACGUGCUCCCUCUUCCCCGGCCACGAGCUCCUGACCGAGCAGGACCGGUGGGUGGCGCCCAUCGAGGACUCGCCCAAGCCCCCACCACGCCGCAUCACCUUUACCUACCCCGUCCUCAACCACGCCCACCGCGUCGCCUUCGUCCUCGCCGGCGAGGGCAAGCAGGAGAUGCUCAGCAAGUGCCUCGACCAGCCCGAACUCGGCCUGCCCGCCAGCAGAGUCAGACCAAGCCCGCCCGGCGACAUCUACUACUUCACCGACCACGCCGCCAGCAAGACGACCCAGUACGCCAAGUCCGAGUUCAAGCUCUGA